UUACAAGAAAUUCUUCUGUUAACCAAAUGCCAUCUUACCGUCUAUCUACUGAGAUAGCUCCAUAUAUCUUAUGGCUUCCUACCUACCACAAUAAAAUACUGGCAAAUGAUAGUGCCGAAAAGAUUUCUCUGGUAGCAUUUCUGAUAAAAAACUCUCCCAAAAUUUUUGGGAUAGACAUGGUUUCAAUAUGGCAUGAAACACCACCUUUUCAUUCACAAGGGACAAAGUCCUCAUGUUCCCAGAAUACUGCAUCUAACAUCAGGAACAUAAAGGACUCUGAACGUGGACUCAUUAGCUUCCCCAGUGGGAGGACAUGCACCCCUGGCCAUUAUGCACUGCAUAUAAGUCCAGGUGCUCCUAAUAUCUGUGAGGGCAUUACAGACUUACAGAGACACGAAGGCAGUGGAUAUACAACCCGACUAGAACCCUCUCAAACACCUGCUGCAUCAAUGAAAAAUCAAAUAUUUCGUUCAUUCCCACCCACUGUGUGCCUGGACAGAAUGCUGCCUUCUCCAAUACUUGAUAUGUUAUCCGUAACUUCAGUAGAGGGAGAGGACUCGGAUCAAAUAUUUAGAUUCUCAUCAGAUAGAUCACACUGGUCCCUGAGGGACAGGACUUAUACUCAACAACAGCUUAACUGGGAUGAAGAAUCCGUCCUCAUUAUCGCUUCCGUUUUAAAGGAUUGUCUAAGAAAUAUAGAAGGAAGCUUGCUUUCUUCAGAUUUAUAUGAAAAUUGGCUGACUCUACUGGAUGAAGAAUCCCUGAUGGGAAAAACUUCUUCUAUACAAAGGUAAUGAUACAGUAAAAACGUGGGA
Molecule: messenger RNA, 815 nt
Organism: Mastomys coucha (southern multimammate mouse)
Lineage: Eukaryota; Metazoa; Chordata; Mammalia; Rodentia; Muridae
Product: rho GTPase-activating protein 20-like
Exons: 5
Coding region: 27-794 (255 amino acids)
Biological process (GO): signal transduction
Molecular function (GO): GTPase activator activity
Source: RefSeq, a predicted model, not a curated record